AUGCGGCUUUUAUCACAAGUUAGCUUGGACAAGACUGAGGAAGAGGUGAAAUACUUCUUUAGCUCAUUUUUGCCUAUGAACACUUUCUCGCAUGGUAACUUGCUAGUGCAAAGGGAGCUGCAAAGCAUGAUGCACUCCUCGAACGCUUUGAGAGAUGCUCUUUGCGCAAUAGCGUCUCUACACAGAUUCCAGCAAAUUCAAUGUUCAGGACCAGGGAUUAAGGAUAUGAACUGGCGCCGGAGUGCAAUGCAGCUUUAUGUUGGAUCGGUUCGCUGUGUUCAAGCCCAGAUUACCCAGAACAAAUUUGCAGACGAUCCUUCCACUCUCUGGACGACGUUUCUUCUUGGCCUUUUUGAGUUGAUGUGCGAUGCCAGCGGAACCAAUUGGCUCUCGCACUUCCUGCACGGAACUUGCACGAUUCUACGUCUUCAACAUCCUUCCUGCCUUGCUCUUGCAGACGAAGAAAGUACGCGAAAGCGUACCUUCUUCCUCUCUGCCCGCAUAUUCGAGAUAUCGAGGGCCUUGAUCUACUCUGAGCCUACCUUCUUAAGUGAGCCAGCAUGGACUAGCGCACUAGCAGAUCUUUGGAGCGGCGAAGGAGCCGCUUUUUGGCACCCCAAGGAAGCACUCUUCGAUAUGCUGCCUAGCUUUUCCGAAUUGAGUAUACGCGCAAUCCAGUAUUGCGCAUCAGAAGCAGAGCAUCUAUCGGAAAAAGUGCAGACUGAACAAGCGCAGUACCUGGCCGCUGAAGGCUUGCUACUUCAACAAUCUUUGCAUGAAUGGUGGGAUGGCAGCAACGUAUGGCAGUCUGCAUCAGGUGCAUUGGACCCAGAGCUUCUUGUCGCCCAUGUGUACUAUCAUGCCGUUAGCAUCUACCUCUCAGGUACUUAUGACUAUCAUGUGCACUGGACCAAGCCUACGGCGCCACGUGCGCCGAUUUUACCCCGUACUCAGAUCGAGUGGCACACACACGAAAUCCUUCGGUUGAGUCGUGAGUUAUUGGUCACUGGAAUUGCAGGGGUGCUGCUGUUCUUCCCUUUGAGGGUCGCAGGAGCGCGUGUUCGGACUACCCAUGAUAUGAAGGAAAUCUUGACCUUGUUCCAUAUUGUGUUGCAACGUGGGUAUGCCGUUGCUGACGCGUUGACGGCGGAUUUAUUGGAGUUGUGGGGAUGUAGAAUUGUACCGUAG
Molecule: messenger RNA, 1188 nt
Organism: Alternaria alternata
Lineage: Eukaryota; Fungi; Ascomycota; Dothideomycetes; Pleosporales; Pleosporaceae
Exons: 2
Coding region: 1-1188 (395 amino acids)
Source: RefSeq, a predicted model, not a curated record